Messenger RNA from Trichoplusia ni (cabbage looper), 1610 nucleotides. Its product is annotated as zinc finger protein 454-like. The record is from RefSeq and is a predicted model, not a curated record. Gene Ontology annotation, cellular component: nucleus. Gene Ontology annotation, biological process: regulation of transcription by RNA polymerase II. Gene Ontology annotation, molecular function: RNA polymerase II cis-regulatory region sequence-specific DNA binding; zinc ion binding; DNA-binding transcription factor activity. NCBI's taxonomy places the organism in Eukaryota, Metazoa, Arthropoda, Insecta, Lepidoptera, Noctuidae. The transcript has a single exon. Bases 304 to 1395 code for a protein of 363 amino acids.
GAUUGGGCAGGAUUGACUUGAUUGUAUAAUUCUCAUAAUUCUCAAAGACAUUAUUGAUAACAUGGUGGUGGUGGUUUGACGCUGGCGGAGCAAAAAGUAUACUAGCGAUAAAGUCAAGGAAUAUUAAAUAUUGGAUGGGCCGCCAUAUAGUGUAUAACAUCCUUUAUGGUCAUUUAAAACUUUAAAACUGUCAAAUCAAGAUGGGAUGGGUUUGCAUUCAGGAUGUAAACAAACAAUCGGAUUUCCUUGGAGAUCGUUUAUUGCGAGGUUCAAUCAAUUUAUUAUUAAAGCUAGCAUAUAAGAAUGGUUUCCUCAUAUGUUAUACUAAAAUUAUUCAACAAAGCUACGUCCGACAGACGGCAAAAUAAUCGCGAGAGAAAUGAAACACUCAGCGGAAGUUUAUCUAUAACGACUCAACGAGAAAACAAUACAAACAAAUGUAGAAUUUGUUUAAAGGAAGGCACCGUUCCUAUUUAUAAUGACCUGGGCGAUGUAAUGGCUGUAGAUAUCAGUACUUUUGGUGGUAUAGACUUAAGUGAGGAUGAUGAAUCCCUUCACUUCAUGUGUGAUCCGUGCAGUAAAUUACUUGAAGCGGCAAUUCUAUUUCGAAAAACCGCAAAAAAAACGGAUCAAAUAUUGAAAAACAUAGCGGCAAAAAACACAAAGCUUUCCAUUGAAUCUAAAGGAUCGUCAACACAAGAAAAAGUUGAAGACAAUUCUGAAUCAUCUACAUUAGUCAUACAAAGUUACUUCUCGUCUGUUGCCAGUAACAUCGGUGACGCUGAGGAAUCUCUAACUGUUAAACCAAUUAAAAAGAUACCUAAAGUGCAAUGUAGAGUCUGCUUUAAAGUGAUUACAAAAUCCUACUACAAAGAGCAUUUUGCUCUCCAUGAUCAUACUGCAGCUAAAUACGUAUGCGACAUCUGUGGGAAAUCCUUUCGCCAGCGCUGUUCAUAUAGGAAACACUACUUCACACACAGUUCAGAAUUCCCUUGGAAAUGUAAGCUAUGCCCCUACAGGGGUCGCCAUUCAGGUCUACUGAAAACUCACAUGCAUGUACACACAGGGGAUUAUAGAUUCAUGUGUACUGAAUGCCCAGCUAGAUUUCUAACAAAAAGUAAUUUGAACAAGCAUUCUUUAAAACACAAAGAACCAUUAUUCAAAUGUGAUACUUGUCAGCGAGGCUUCCACUCUAAGCUUAAUUUGGAAAGACACUUUGAAGCAGACCAUUUGGGAAUAAAAAAUCACAUUUGUCAUGUUUGUGGAAAGGCAUUUGGGUAUAGAAAGGCUAUGAUGAGACAUCAGUUAGAUGUUCACAAGAGAGAAAAGAAAGUUAAUGGUAGAACACCAGCUUAUAUUGAGGCAGAGUUAAAGAAUUUGGAUUCUUUUUUAUGAAGACAGCUUGUUGGUGGUCUUUCAUAAUAUAGUCUAUAGUUGAAAAGUUAUAUUAAAAUUAAAGCUUAACCCUAUACACAAAUAAUUCUUGUUUUUAGGUAAAAUACUCAAAUCAGUCUUCCCAUGCAAAGAAGUUUGGUAUACAUAAUUUUUUCGUUAUGUAAAAAAUAUAUCAUUGUUUUUCUUAUACACUACUAUUCUUUUAUUUCAUGACC